UACAGGCUACAAAGAUAUACAAUGUCCAUUAGCCUUUCAUGACAGCGACGCAGUGAAUACGACAUUCCUUCAAGAUGUCUCUUACAAACAACUCGUUUUCGAGGACCUACAAUCGACUGUUUGUUGAAUUAGCUGAUCCUCGGACAAAUGACUGGUUUCUGAUCACAAGUCCGGUUCCCGGACUGACUAUAAUUGGCCUGUACCUUUACUUCACAUUAAAAUGGGGACCGAGAUAUAUGGCUGACAAAAAACCUUUCCAGUUACAGAAGACUUUGAUUGUAUACAACUUCAUCCAGGUUGUGGUCAGCUGCUGGCUGUUUCAUGAGGGACUAGAAGCAGGCUGGUUGAGAUCUUACAGUUGGAAAUGUCAGCCUGUUGAUUUCUCUAAAACACCAGAAGCCAUAAGGGUAGCGCGAGGCGUUUACAUUUAUUUUCUGGCGAAAAUAUCUGAACUACUAGAUACAGUAUUCUUCGUUAUCAGAAAGAAGGACAGACAGAUUACCUUUCUUCACUUGUACCAUCAUACAGUUAUGCCUAUGAUAUCAUGGGGCGCUACUAAAUACUACCCAGGAGGUCAUGGAACACUCAUUGGCGUCAUAAAUUCAUUUGUACACAUUAUAAUGUACACAUACUAUAUGUUUGCUGCUAUGGGACCCCAAUUCCAGAAGUAUUUAUUUUGGAAACGUUAUAUAACAACUUUGCAGAUGCUUCAGUUCUGUAUCGCAUUCUUGCACUCAUCUCAAUUACUCUUCUACGACUGCGGCUACCCAAGAUGGUCCGUCGUGUUCACUUUACCAAAUUCCAUUUUCUUCUAUUACCUAUUCUAUGAUUUCUACUAUAAAGCAUAUAGUAACAAUGAGAGCAAGACCAAAAAGAGAAUUGGAAAUGGUAAAGCAAAUGGUACAGAUAAACAAAGAACAGUAGAACAUGUCAAAAAUGGAUAUAAAGCUACAAACGGGAUCAGGAAUGAAAGCAAUAAUCUUGAGAAGAAAGUUGAUUAGAAUGGACUAAUUUUAUAGUAUUGUAAAUAAGAUAGCGGUUACGAAUUUAUCGAAAAUUAUUAUGAAUAUUUUGAAGGCGUUGGAAUUCAACAAAGUGAAGUGAAAUAUGUAAAAGUGUUACUGAAAAUUUUGACUAGCUUAAUUAGGUAGGAGACUUUGGCAAAUAUUAACAAAGUGUAAAUUAUAUAUUACAAAAUAUGUUACGGAACGCCUUCAUUAUUUUUUAAUAGACUGGACACUGACAGAAGCAUUUAAAUUGAUAAAUCGCAAUAAGAAAAAUACUUUCAUUCAUGUAACCUAAGCUAUACUAUACGCAAAGUUACUCUAAGCAAUAAUACCAGAUUCGAAGACCAAAGAAAAAAUACCCGAUGAUAAGAAGUACAUACGUAUUAAUAAACGAACUGGGGUCAUCAAUGUAUUUUUAGAAAUUUUGAGUUGGUUGAUGGGAAAUUUUUCUACAAUCCCUCAAUAUGCACAAUUUCUCAAUGUAUUCUGAAAUAUAUAAAUUUGUCAGCUUCGAAUUUAUGUCAGACAAUUACUGCCACUUCAAGAUCUGUCAUCGAAUUAUAGAAUAGAUUUUAUUGGUAACAAUUUAAUACACUUUAUAAUGUUAAAGUGUAAAUAAUUGUAAGUUAGAUAGGUAAUAGCUGCUAUAAGGACCAUGCUCAAUUUUUAUCUAUAAUAUUUUUAAAAGUUCUUUAGUAGUGGCUAAAUAAGUUACCAUUUUAUAUGUGUAUAAUUUAUUAACUAAACAUGCAAUUAGUUAUAAAAUGUAUACAAAUUUAAUUAAUUUUAUUAAUCUGAUGGGAUGUUUGUUAAAUAUGGAGACGUAUUAAAAAUGUCAACGUAAUUUUAAUUUCUUUCGGUUACGUG
Molecule: messenger RNA, 1874 nt
Organism: Achroia grisella
Lineage: Eukaryota; Metazoa; Arthropoda; Insecta; Lepidoptera; Pyralidae
Product: elongation of very long chain fatty acids protein 7-like
Exons: 5
Coding region: 75-1001 (308 amino acids)
Biological process (GO): fatty acid elongation, polyunsaturated fatty acid; sphingolipid biosynthetic process; fatty acid elongation, monounsaturated fatty acid
Cellular component (GO): endoplasmic reticulum membrane
Molecular function (GO): fatty acid elongase activity
Source: RefSeq, a predicted model, not a curated record